AUGGGAAUGAUGGAGGAGAAGGUUUAUCAUGUUGAAAAGAAAAAGGGUGGCCUCAUCACUAUGCCAUUCAUAUUUUCAAAUGAAAUAUGCGAGAAGUUGGCAGUGGUUGGUUUUAGUGCAAACAUGAUUAGUUAUUUAACAAGCCAGCUACAUCUACCACUGACUAAAGCAGCCAAUACUCUAACAAACUUCGGCGGGACUGCAGCCUUAACUCCGUUGCUUGGAGCAUUUGUUGCCGAUGCCUUUGCCGGAAGAUUUUGGACCAUAUUAAUUUCUUCCAUUAUAUACCAAACAGGGAUGAUUAGCUUAACCAUAUCAUCAGUGCUGCCUAAACUAAGGCCACCCCCUUGUCAUGCCAAUGAAGUUUGUAAAGAAGCUGAUUCCGGCCAACUCGCUGUCCUCUACAUAUCACUUCUUUUGACAGCAAUAGGUUCGGGGGGCAUUCGGCCCUGUGUCGUCUCGUUCGGGGCUGACCAAUUUGACGAGUCCGAUCCUAAGCAAAAAACCACAACAUGGAAAUUCUUCAACUGGUACUAUUUUUGCAUGGGGGCAUCAAUUCUGGUGGCAGUGACAGUACUUGUUUAUAUUCAAGAUAAUAUUGGAUGGGGAUGGGGACUUGGUAUACCCACAUUUGCAAUGGCUCUUUCGAUAAUUGCAUUCGGAUUCGGGUAUCCUCUGUAUCGGAAACUAGAUCCUACUGGCAGCCCAUUUACGCGACUUCUACAAGUGUGUGUGACUGCAUAUAGGAAGCGUAACACACCAAUGGUUUCGGACGCUAAAUUGCUGUAUGAAAAUGGGGAACUUGAUGCUGCUUUAUCUAUUGGUGGGAAGCUUAUUCAUACUGAUAACUUGAAAUUCUUGGACAAGGCUGCCAUUGUGACAGAGGAAGACAAUAUCAAAGCACCCAACCCAUGGAAACUCAACACAGUCCACCGGGUUGAAGAACUAAAAUCACUUAUCCGUAUGGGACCAAUAUGGGCAGCUGGAAUUCCUCUUAUCACAGCCUAUGCUCAACAGGGCACAUUCUCCCUCCAACAGGCCAAAACCAUGGACCGACACCUAACAAAAUCCUUCCAAAUCCCUGCUGCAUCAAUGACUGUCUUCACUCAGACAUCAAUGCUUUUGACAAUCAUCUUCUAUGAUCGAGUAUUUGUCCCUGUUGUUCGUCGAUUCACAGGGAUCGACCGUGGAAUCUCAUUCCUUACUCGAAUGGCUAUUGGCUUUUUCAUUUCAUUGAUUGCCACAUUUGUUGCUGGUUUCAUUGAAGUCAAGCGUAAAGACGCCGCAUUAGCGUAUGGACUAAUUGACAACCCCCACACCAUAAUCCCAAUUUCUGUUUUCUGGCUAAUACCACAAUAUUGCCUACACGGAAUAGCCGAAGCCUUCAUGUCCAUUGGGCAUCUUGAGUUUUUCUAUGAUCAGGCCCCGGAAAGCAUGAGGAGCACUGCCACUGCCUUGUUCUGGUUGUCGAUUUCAGCUGGGAACUACAUGAGUACUCUUAUGGUUAGCCUUGUGCACAAGUACAGCGCAGGAAAUGGGGGAUCAAAUUGGCUUCCGAACUCUAAUUUGAACAGGGGGAAGCUGGAGUAUUUCUACUGGUUGAUCACACUGUUGCAAUUCAUCAACUUGGUUUACUAUCUUUGUUGUGCUAAAUUUUACACUCUCAAGCCAAUUCAGGUUCACAAGGCAGAAGAUGAUCAGCUCAAAGAAGACCGAAUCGAGCUAACUAGCCAUGUGUGA
Molecule: messenger RNA, 1740 nt
Organism: Fraxinus pennsylvanica
Lineage: Eukaryota; Viridiplantae; Streptophyta; Magnoliopsida; Lamiales; Oleaceae
Source: the annotation of a GenBank genome assembly